Dreissena polymorpha is the source of this 3066-nucleotide messenger RNA. RefSeq lists its product as uncharacterized. NCBI's taxonomy places the organism in Eukaryota, Metazoa, Mollusca, Bivalvia, Myida, Dreissenidae. The record is from RefSeq and is a predicted model, not a curated record. Bases 93 to 2882 code for a protein of 929 amino acids. Gene Ontology annotation, cellular component: membrane. The transcript is spliced from 18 exons.
AUAAACUCACUGCAUUUUUACUAAUCGUUAUCUAAACGGAAUUUGUUAUAUAUACACAUAUCUGCAAACAGCGUGCAUCAUAAAGAUUUACCAUGUGUAAUAUGGAUAAUAAUCUGACAUUUUAUUCACUCAUAUGUUUACUAAUCGCACCGGGGAUAUCGCAGACAGAUGUUUGUUUACAUUACAAAAUUCUUAACAAAACAAUAUUGCAGACGGAUAACACAUUAUUAGGACAUGUAACGAUACCAGUGGGCUGGUAUAGAUAUACGGGGACAACAUCUGGUGUCAUAGCAACAAGUUGUCCAACAAAAAGGAAUGCGUGUGGUGCCAUAAACCAAGUUUGGAUAGAAGGUUGUUCAUGGGCUUUGCCUACAUUUGCAAGUGGUAUCCAACAAAUUUCAGCAUGCGUACGAACCGACGAAAGUAGCACUGUCAAAUGCUGCGGAUUGAGAAACAAACUCGAUAUUGCCAAGUGCAAUGGUUUCUUUGUGUACCACUUGACGCCUUCGGGGCCUGAUAUCCAUUACUGCUUCAAUUCUACAGCGCCAGAUCUGUCGACGGAAACAAUGCCAAAUACAACCAUUCCCCCAACACAAGCUCCCACAACAACUAGAACGGGGUCUUCAACAGUAACUACCCUUAACUCUGCCCCACAGACCCUGCAAGCAGUAUCAGCUCUUAUUUCGAGAAAUAGAACAACAACUGCAUGCAUUCUGUGCGGGGUUCAGAGUGCACCUGGGGGAGUGACACGCGCCGGUGGUAAUGGACACUUGAACGCAAGUCUGUGCAGCCUUCAGAAUCGCGACACUGACACCAUUUCCGGUUCUUGUGACUUCAACAGGGACAAAUGUGGCUACAGCUUCCCUCCAAAUUUGUGGUACAUUCACUCGGAGAACUUCGGUGGCCUGAUUUACGGAAAGAUUCCCGGAGACGACCAUGGCCAGGAUCAGACGUUCGCCAACUUUCAGUCCAACGACCCCAAAGUGAACGACACGGAUCGCGUGGGGAGCAGCAUCCUGUCGCCUCUUAUCAGCAGCGAACAUGUCUGUCUCAAGUUCUGGUUCCUGAUGCCCAACCAGAACUCGCGCCUCGAGGUGUACGUCGUGACCUCCGGUGACAACGCCAGCUCUCUGGUGUUUGACAACAAGUACAAGCCCGCGUCCCAGUGGAAGGAGGUGCAGCUCGAGGUGUCGUCGGCAAAACCUUUCCAGAUUAAGUUCGAGUCAGUGAAGGAGAACAAUUAUGGCUACGUGGGACUGGAUCACAUACAGGUGCUCGUGGAAAAAGUCAUUACAACUACGACAACUACAACGACGCAGUUGCCGACAACUUCAAUUCUGACUAUGUUGACGACAACAUCAGAAAUUCCAACCACCACUAUCAACACAACAACAAAACAUUUUCCUACCACUACUACUGCAUCCCCGACAAGUUCUACUGACACUCCGUCUACUACAACAACGCCUACUAAAAUAAUGCCUACUACAACAACGCCUACACCAAUAAUGCUUACUACAACAACGCCUACUACAAUAAUGCUUACUACAACAACGGCAUCUACUAUGCCAGUUAUCACUACCACAGCAGCGACAGCGCAAAAUACUACAUCUGCAGGACCAUGUAGCUGUAACUGCCCAACGGUGGCAACGGUGUGUGCGGGUAGCCAGACUACACCUAAAAGUACGCCUGCUCCCACCGUAUGCGACAGGUCACCGGAUCAGCUCUCAGUACAAUCCCAGUACAGCUGCAGCUUCGACGCCGGCCUGUGUGGAUACUCACUUCCGGUUUACCCUCACUUGUGGGACUACAUCCACUUCCGGUACGGCAAUGCCUCCAUUGGGGAGAUCGUGGGGGACGCAUCUCCAGGGGGUGCGGAAGGAUAUCUCGUCUUCAACACGAACAACUAUCACGUGCAGAACCAGACCUCUCACGCGCUCCGGUCACCAGAGCUGCAGCCAUUCAUCGAAUACUGCCUCUCCUUCCGGUACAACAUGCCCACCAACGUCUCUAACCUUCGUGUCUACAUGAACUACGCCCUUUCCCAUAACCGCACUGCGGCUUAUCUGGCAUAUCGUGUGGAGAACAUGAUGACUUCCGGUUGGAAACAAGUGAAAGUCGCUUUACGCGCGAGCGACCGCUUUACGUUGGAGUUUAAGAGCACGAAGUUUUCAGAGCUCGGCUUUCUUGGUCUGGACGGCAUAACUGUGUCUAUUGUUCCAGUCAAGCCGCACAUCAAGCGUUCGGUGGACUCCGCCCCGGCACGUAGCACACGUGACCUCUAUGACCCCACGUGCGCCUGCACAUGCCCGACUGCGCGUGUCAUCGAUUGUGACACGGCGACCAUGGAACCCCAAUACCAUUCCUGCUCGGAUAUAACUGACGCAAUCCUGCAGAAGAAGAUGUCCUGUGAUUUUGAUGACGGCACCGGGUGUAAUUUUGAUGUGCCUACUUACCCCCGCCUCUGGGAUCUCGUGCGAUAUCGCUACGGCAACGAGAGUGUAGGAGAAAUUAACGGCGAUUCUUCUUCAACUGACGGCAGCGGAGUGUAUGCAGUGUUUACCACAGACGACCAUUACGUGCAGCCAGGAGACUCCAGCGAAAUAAAGACCCCAAUAUUCAGCGAGACCGGAAAGUUCUGUCUAGGCUUUAAGUACAACAUGCCGACAGAGGACGCAAUGCUGUCUGUGUUUUCUAUUGUCGGCGGCGUUCGUCGGCAAGUUUGGUCGGCGAGUCAUCCCACUAGCGGCUGGGUUGAGGCAACGGUGAUCCUGAAUUCAAACCAAACAUUACAGAUUGCGUUUUCAUCAACGAAGAAAAGUGAAGACUCCUACUUCGGAAUCGAUGAUGUGCGCCUGUACUCCAACGUCAACUCUAACGUCUAAAAUGACGUCAUAUAUGAUAUCGUCUGAAGAAUGAUCCAUUUUUCGAAUUAAUGUUCGUGUGAAGUAUACAUAAAGGACUUAAGAGUCUACGAGUCUAGCAUGCAUUUGUACCAUUGCAUUAUUGUGCAUGUAAUAAUCACACUCUGUUCGUCAAUAUGAACAUUAUAAAUAACGAGGCCUGUUA